CUCAGGCUUCACAUCAACAACCAUGUCGCAGCAGGACGUCGCUAAGUUCAAUGCACUUCCUCGUACUCCUCGCCCACCCUCUGGCCGUGUCGCCAAUGAAUGGCACUUUGACCUUCGUUUCAUCCAUCUUGAUCCACCAUCUCAUUUGCUUUUCAUAGUGCAACCCGAGAGCGACUUCAUUCACACCGAGAUGCUUGGCAGUAAGCCAAUGAUGUUUUUCCCAGAGACGGGAAAAGAAGCUGCACCGGAGGUUGCAAGAGGCUUGAUUCGUGCUUUCCUAACCUCCUUUGGAAAUCCUGGAAUGAUUCCUUUGGCUCCAUGGAAGCUGACGACAGAGGAUACUGAUCUCGCGACUGCUAUCGGAGCCGAGUUCAAGAGACUAGGCGUCAGAAAAGAACUGUGGAAAAUAUGUGUCUCUCACUCCAACGCGAUCAUCGCCAGAGAAUCCUUUGAAGACUUUUUCAAAGGUCUCAAAUCCCACAUGAACUUUUCGCAUAUAGCGUCUGCGGCUGUCAGUUGUCCGGAAUCUAUCGCGUUUCGCAAUUUCACUCCUCCCUCUUCCGUAUCGCGAACGGCGGCAAGUAGGCACCGCGAGAGCGACGAUGAUUCAUCCUCGUUAGAAAUCGCUCUUGCAUAUGUUAACAUGCACAAGAACUGCAUUCCCGUAGAUUUUUCUAAACCUGUCGACCACACCUGGGGAGCCAGAAUUAUGAAAGAAAUCGACGACGUCUUGGCCACGGUCAAGUCGAAACCCGAAAAGGUCGUCAAAGCCGAGGCGGACGCUGGAAACCCAAAAGCUGCCUUGGAUUACGGAUUUAGGCUCAAGACUGGGCUCGAAUGUACUCCGAACCGCGCCCUUACGAGACGUUACCUGGUACAAGCCGCUCUUGAUACGAACGCGCCUACUGAGAUGAGAUCCGUCGCCCACAGUGCCCUCAUUGACUGGUAUACGGAAAGCAGUGAAGAUUUCCGUCACCGGUACCUUCAGGCAGCCUCAUGGCAUGCCAACGAGAGCGUGAAACUCGUUCCGGGAAAGACUUCUCCAUCUGCCAUGAUAUAUGCUCAGAAUGUUAUGAAACCGCAGGCAGAGCAUGCUGUUGAUAUGUAUCUUCAAUACAAGGAGCUAUGGUCAGCCCUUCAGAAAAGAGACGAGGAUAUGGAGAAGGGUCGGGCCAAGAUGGACCAGAAACGUAUGGCUCGCCCAAAUCGCUACAGAUGUGCAACUGUCGGUUGUGGGAUUCAGGUCGUUUCUGGACAUGUAUUUUCUCGAUGUUCUGGGAAAUGUGACGCAGACAAGAAGCCCUACUAUUGUGGCAGAGAGUGUCGUGAGUAUCGCCACAUAUUAUUGAUUUUUAUCACAUUUCCGCUUACUUUAUCUCAUGUCGCGGCAAAAGAAAAGAAGGACUGGAAAAACCAUAAACCGUUUUGCAUGCCAGGAGCCCCCUGCUCAGUGAUAGAUGUCAACGGUCCGUCUUCGAUUGGAUCAAGAAGUGCGAAAGAUUCGAUACAAAUCCCCAUGAAGUUUGCAAACGGAAGAACGACUAUGAUCAGCUCGUCCACCAUGAGUCCGGAAUUCCUAAAGGGAAUGAGAGACGCCGCAGAAGCUGAUGUUAUGGGCCAAGAGAAACUGCCUGAAUCUUUUACUGUGGAGAUGGGGAGGUUGGAGGUUGGACCUGAAUUUGGACCGGUGGACCAGUCUGUCGAGUCUGAGGAGGUGGAUUGAAAUGUACGUCGUUGAAGUAUGACUUUCGAACUUGAGUGAGUCCACUCUGAACAGAGACUGGGUCUACACAGGCGUACUGCGAAUGAGAUCGUGCAGGCACCCUACGACGCGAAUAAAAGAAAAUUUUACAACAACU
Molecule: messenger RNA, 1859 nt
Organism: Guyanagaster necrorhizus
Lineage: Eukaryota; Fungi; Basidiomycota; Agaricomycetes; Agaricales; Physalacriaceae
Exons: 5
Coding region: 23-1723 (566 amino acids)
Source: RefSeq, a predicted model, not a curated record